GGAAGUGGGGAGAAACCAAACAUGUGAACUGGAGACGACUGCUCAAAGCAAUGUGUAACGCUUCCUCAAUUGAAAAUGUGUAAAACGGCUCUUUAAACUCCAAUGAAGUCAAAGAGAGCAAAGGAGAAUUGCAAUCUGUUCAAACUAUAACGCCAUCCAAGAAUCUGCAGAAUAAAGUCUGCAGGACUGAUCUGCCAGUGUUUCAAUGGACGGUAUCAGACGAGGAAGAGGAAGAGGAAGGAGAGGAAAUCGUGGCGGACAGCAGGACAGGGAUGUCCAUCUCUCUAAAUCCAUGUCAUAUGUACUACGUCAUGGAGCCAAUCAGAUGGGUCUUCAAAUAAGUACAGAUGGCUUUCUGUACGUGGAAGAUCUCCUGGCUCACCCACAGUUCCACUCGUACAUAUUAGAAGACGUCAGGAGAGUCGUUGCCACAAAUGACAAGCAGCGCUUUAAGCUCCGCUCUCACCCAGAGGACGGACGGCUGCAGAUUCGAGCCAAUCAGGGUCAUUCAGUUGAGGUUAUGGAUCUUGAACUGAAACCCGUUGUAGCUGGUUCUCCAGAGUGCCCUGCAGAAGCAGUUCAUGGCUCCUACCUCCGUAACUGGACAUCCAUCCAACAGCAAGGCCUGUGCCGCAUGAAGAGGACUCACAUCCACCUGGCCCCUGGCAUGCCAGGGGAGGAUGGCGUCAUUAGCGGCAUGAGGAAAAACUGUGAUCUGGCAGUGUUUAUUGAUGUCCAGAAAGCCAUCGCUGAUGGUAUUGAGUUCUUCUGGUCAGAGAAUGGGGUGUUGCUGACUGCAGGUGAUGCUGAGGGUAAACUUCUACCUAAAUACUUCAUCCGAGCUCUCAGAUUGAGACCUACAAGGACGAUCCUGCCGCUGCAGUAGUAGCAACAGAAGAUCCUCUUUUGUCACUGGUCACAUCCUGGCUAAUUUAACUGUGCUCACAUCCCACGACUGGUUGAAGCUGAACUUAGUUUCCUGAGUAACACUAGUUUUGCGACACCAUCCUGGUCAUGCGAUUUGAUCAGUGAUAGAAGAAUCAGUUCAGAAAUGACUUAUUAUUUAUUAAUUUUAAAAUGGGACUGAAAGUCCGAAAUGUAAGUUUUUCUGUGAUUAUCUAGCAGUAUGAGCAGGAAAAGUAACAUUUGUUUUCAUAAAAUAAUUCAACCAUUACUACAUGAUGGCAUGUAGUAUGUUUUAUUUUUUUUAUUGCAUUGUCAAUGCUGAAUAAAUGCUGGUGGAUGUGAACUACUAAGGAAUUUUACCAGUCAGACCUUCAAAUGAAAAUAAAAAAAACACUUUUGUAGACAUGCUGUUUGCGUGGUUAGUAUGGGAGAGCAGAGGAUGUAGAUACUGUGGUUUAACGGACAGCGUUAACAGUUUCUUGCAAGAUAUGGAAACCCAAACCCACAUGGAUAGCAUGUGUGAGGGGAGAUAAUUUGUUGUAGGCUUCCUGAAAUAACAGAAAACACCAGCAGCCAUGAGAAAUAAGGAUAAGAAAUGACACAUGAAAUGUAUUUAUUAUGCCAGCUUUUUCUUUAUUUUUAAAUUUUUGUGAUAAACAUUACAUACUGGGAUUUAUUUUUGUUUCUCAUAAGUGAUUGUGCGUGCUUUAAAGUGGUUAAUAAAAGUGACAAUAUCUUUGCAGCUCUUGACAAAGCAAAGCUUUC
Cololabis saira (Pacific saury) is the source of this 1671-nucleotide messenger RNA. RefSeq names its product tRNA phosphotransferase 1 (gene trpt1). NCBI's taxonomy places the organism in Eukaryota, Metazoa, Chordata, Actinopteri, Beloniformes, Belonidae. The transcript has 7 exons. Gene Ontology annotation, molecular function: tRNA 2'-phosphotransferase activity. The record is from RefSeq and is a predicted model, not a curated record. The coding region runs from base 206 to 886 and encodes 226 amino acids. Gene Ontology annotation, biological process: tRNA splicing, via endonucleolytic cleavage and ligation.